UUUUUUUUUACCAGAUUUUAAUUAAAUUUAAAUAAUAAAUUUAACUAUUUAUCAAAAAUUUAGAUAGUUAUCAUAUACAAUAUAUUAAUUAAUUUAGCUAUCAAAGUAUGUUAUCUACCUUAUUAAAAGAUGAGAAUUAAUUAUAAAUAAUCUUACUCAUGUAAUAUUUACAAGAAAUACCACUCAAUUUAUAUUUAUAUAAAAUUUUCUUUACAAAUAUAGUCAUUUAAAUUUUAAUCAACAUCACUAAAAAUACUCUUUAGAAAUUUGAUUUUACAGUAGAGAUCUUUAAUAAUAUUACUCUUACUUAAUAAAAAGAAAAGAAUGGUUAGUUAACCAAAAAUAGUUUCGAACGCAUCAUCUCUUGAGAUGAUGAUGCAGGAGAUGAUGGCACUACUCAAUGGUUACACUAUGAUAAUAACUAUUUAAAGCUUGUGGAUGAUACAGGAGAUUGAUGAGGCAGCUGUGGAAGAGUUCAAGAAACAAUGUGAAGGUGUAGAGUAUGAAGAGAUAGCUGUUGAGGGAAAUAUAUCAAAGAUUAUAGAGGCAAUGGGAAGGAAGGAGUAUGAGCUUGUGAUAAUUGGAAAUCGACAAGUUUUAACAAGUUACUAUGAGAUGGGACGAGUCGAGGUUUCAACACUUGUCAUUCAUGGAUGCAGUGAAAAUGAUAGAGCUAAAACUUUUGUGGGAGAUAAUGUUUGAGACUAGGGAAGAGGAGAUGAAUCUUAUGUAAAUAUAAUGAUCCUCUCUAAAUAAUUAACCACUGUGAAAUAAUUUGUUGGAGAACUUUUAAUUUACAAUGUUGCUUCUCCAUAAAUGUAACCAUAUAUCUAAAAUUACAACCUAUAAAUCCAAAUUUCAGUUCACAAAUAUAUAAAUUAUAAAAUAUUAUAUUGAAUUAUAUGAUAUGAAACUAUCCGGAUUUAUUUGAUAGUUUAAUUUAAAUAAUCUAAAAUAUCUGAUACUUUAUCCAAACCAUUCGAAUUAUUUGAUAUUUUUCUUUGAAUUAUAUGAAAUUACAUAAAAGCUCUAGGCAAAACCGAAACUAAAUUAGAUCUAAACUAAACUCGAAUUAUUUCAGGUAUUGACUUGUUUCCGAUACUUUUAUGAGAACAGAACCGAAAAACCAAAAUAAUUAAACCUUAAUAAAACCAAUUUUUUGAAUGGUUUCUAUAUCUCUCUCUACAUGCAAAAGAACCAAAACCCAAAAAAAUUGAACCUGAACCUAACUAAAAGAAUGUUCAUGUGAUAGGUGUAUGUAAAUGUUUUAGUGAACAUACCACACGUGCCUAAAACAUGUAAACAGAAAACUCGCACGUGCGUGAAAACACGUACAAAGAAAACGCGGGUUACCAACUUACCAAUACCAAACGAGAGAAUGUAAAAAAAAACGGGUUACCUCAUCAGACUCACCCCCCCCUGGACCAGAUCUACUCGGGUCGGGUCAAACCUCAGAUCAGAUCGUAGAGACGAAACAAUUCAACCAUGGCGGCAGCAAGGCGACUCCGCACGCUCCAAUCCCAACCGGAGAACAAAGUCUGCGUCGACUGCUCCCAAAAGAACCCUCAAUGGGCGUCAAUCUCCUACGGCAUCUUCAUGUGCCUAGAAUGCUCGGGAAAGCACCGAGGCCUGGGCGUCCACAUCUCCUUCGUCAGAUCCGUCACCAUGGACUCAUGGUCCGAGAUCCAGAUCAAGAAAAUGGAAUCCGGCGGCAACGAGACGCUCAACAGCUUCCUCGCGCAAUACGGAAUCGCCAAGGAGACGGAGAUCGCCGCAAAGUACAAUUCAAACGCCGCGUCGGUGUAUCGCGAUCGGAUCCAGGCCUUAGCUGAGGGUAGGCAGUGGAGAGAUCCGCCGGUUGUUAAGGAGGUGGUGGUUAAUAAGAAGCCUCCGUUGCAGGGGAGCAAUGGGGGAUGGGAUGAUUGGGAUAACGACGAUGCGUUUAGGUCUCCGAGGAGGAACCAGUCGGCGAGUGAUUUCAGGGGUUAUGGAGGUGGCGGUGGUGGUGGUGGAGCUCCGGCGAAGUCGAAGUCGUCGGAGGAUAUAUACUCGAGGACGCAGCUGGAGGAUAAAGAGAGUUUUUUCGCGAAGAGGAUGGCGGAGAAUGAGUCUAAGCCUGAGGGGCUUCCUCCUUCGCAAGGAGGGAAGUAUGUGGGGUUUGGAUCGAGUCCUGGUCCAGCUGCUCCGAGAAGUAAUCAGCAGAGUGGUGAUGUUUUCUCUGUUGUGUCUGAGGGAUUUGGAAGAUUUUCUCUUGUUGCUGCGAAUGUUGUUCAGUCAGGGACCAUGGAGUUCACUUCAAAGGCCCGGCCCUGGUUAGAGCGUAAUGUUAUUCAGACAGGAACCAUGGAGUUCACUUCCAAGGUCAAAGAAGGUGGCUUAGAUAACACGGUGAGUGAGACUGUUAAUGUUGUUGCGAGUAAGACAACGGAGAUAGGACAGAGGACGUGGGGGAUCAUGAAAGGAGUAAUGGCAAUUGCUUCACAAAAGGUUGAAGAGUUCACUAAAGAAGAAGCAUCAACCUGGAAUCAACAGAAUAAGAGUGAGGGCAAUGGUUACACUAAUUCAUCUCUUGGAGGGUCGCAGUCAUCAUCAAGUUACCAAAACAAUUAUCGUAGUAACUCGAACUCCUGGGAUAACAAAAAGGAAGCAGCGCCAAAAGUGUCACAAUCAUCAUCAGGUGGUCACCUCAACGGUUAUGGUAACUCGAACUCUUGGGAUGACUGGGGAGAAGAGAAGAGUACUACCAAAAAGGAAGCUAAGGAUGAUGGUGAUGGUGAUGAUGAUGGUUGGGCUGGUUGGGAUGAUAAUGAUGCUAAAGAUGAUGAUGAUGGUUACUAUCAGAGUGGUGCAGGGGUUAAGAAAUCUGUAGGCCACAAUGGGAAACCAGACACUGCUUGGACUGGUGGAGGUUUUCUCUAGCGUCCACAGGUGUUUCGUGAGGAAUGGGAUUGAAGUUGUACCAUUGAGGAAAAAGCAAAGACUUGUGGUCGUUGUGAUCUGUCAAAAAGAGAGAGAGCAUCGAGUGGUAAUCUCAACCAUUGUAAGCCAUUGCAUGUCUGUUUUUUUUUUUCACAUUAUCGAUUGCUUGGCGUUCAUGAACUAGUGAGCGUCAUUUGCUCUUCUACAAUAUAGUUUUUCUUAAAUUAUUUUAUCUUCAUUAUAUUUGUACAAGCUUUAUAGGGGAUUUUGCUUGCUAAUCAAUUCGGGUUAGUCUUCAGCUCUUUUUCGAUGUUCGAACUUUGAUUUUUUUUUUUUUGAAAAUUUGUAAUGACAUUUUCAACAGUUUUCGUCUAUUAAUUUGAGUCUUUUGAAAGAUA
Brassica napus (rape) is the source of this 3317-nucleotide messenger RNA. Its product is annotated as ADP-ribosylation factor GTPase-activating protein AGD7. Gene Ontology annotation, molecular function: GTPase activator activity. Gene Ontology annotation, biological process: vesicle-mediated transport. The record is from RefSeq and is a predicted model, not a curated record. Bases 1486 to 2919 code for a protein of 477 amino acids. The transcript is spliced from 6 exons. Lineage: Eukaryota; Viridiplantae; Streptophyta; Magnoliopsida; Brassicales; Brassicaceae.